Messenger RNA from Protobothrops mucrosquamatus (brown spotted pit viper), 1293 nucleotides. RefSeq names its product putative short-chain dehydrogenase/reductase family 42E member 2. Lineage: Eukaryota; Metazoa; Chordata; Lepidosauria; Squamata; Viperidae. Bases 1 to 1293 code for a protein of 430 amino acids. Gene Ontology annotation, molecular function: 3-beta-hydroxy-Delta5-steroid dehydrogenase (NAD+) activity. Gene Ontology annotation, biological process: steroid biosynthetic process. The record is from RefSeq and is a predicted model, not a curated record. The transcript has 11 exons.
AUGGAAAAACCUAACGACCCGAAACCCAGCCGGUUCUACAAAUGCGGCAAGGAGGAUGCCAAAAUUGUCGAAAACACUGCUGAAAUCCUGACGCUGCCGUUGAGGAAAGUCAGCGACAAGGCGGUCAUCACCGGAGGCGCCGGCUACUUCGGCUUUACGCUCGGCUGCGCGCUGGCUAAAUCGGGAACCGAAGUCAUUUUGUACGAUUUUAAUCCGCCCAUCUGGGACAUCCCAAAGGGAAUAAUAUUGAUCAGGUCAGACGUGAGAAACUUCAGUGACUUAUACUCGGCCUGCGAAGGUGUGGAUUGUCUCAUCCACACAGCCGCGUACGGGAUGAGCGGCAUAGAACAAGUGCACAAGAAACGCAUUCGGUCGAUCAACAUUGGAGGGACCGGAAUUGUCCUCGAAGUGUGCAAGCGGCAAAGAAUCCCCAGAUUGAUCUACACCAGUACAGUCGAUGUGAUCUUUGGAGGACAAACGAUCCUCGACGGAGACGAAGCGACCGUAUCCUAUUUCCCUUUAGAGCAGCAAGUUAAUGAAUAUUCCCGGACAAAAUCAAUCGCAGAACAAAUGGUCUUAGCGGCGAAUGGAUCACUCCUGGAAGGAGGAGGGAAGUUACACACCUGUGCAAUCCGCCCUCCUGGAAUUUACGGACUGGAAGAGAUGCGGCAUUUGUCUCAGUUGGCCCUCAAUAUCGAAAGAGGCUUUUUUAACGUCUGUUUCGACAAUGCGGGGAUCCUGAUGAACUGGGUCCACGUGAAAAAUCUGGUCCAAGGCCACAUCCUUGCUGCGAAGGCUCUCACUCCCGAAAUGAACUAUAUCGCGGGUGGGCAGGCCUACUUUAUCAACGAUGGGGAGAAGGUCAACCUGUUUGAAUGGCUGCUGCCCUUGUUUGAAAAACUGGGCUACAAGAAACCGUGGAUCCAUAUUCCUGUUUUUUUGCUUCAUCUAACAGCUGCCGUCAUGGAAAAAUUACAAAAUCUAUUGCUACCCAUCGUGGAGAUCCCAGCCCUGAUCACCAGAAACGAAGUACACAACAUGUGUGUCAUGCACACCUUCAAAAUAGAUAAAGCUCGGGCCCAUCUUGGCUAUGCCCCGAAAAAGUACCCGUUUGCCGACUGCGUGGAUCACUUUUUGAAAAAGGGACCCCGUCCGAGGAGUUUUUUCUUACGAAAAUGCCUUUUUCUGCUGGUCCUCCUCGCGGGGCUGAUCGUGCUGUAUGUGAAAUUCACCCAAGUCCGAACUUUCCUGCUCGAUUCCUGGGAAAAAUAUCGCUAUGUUCUGAAGAGGUAA